CUUACACAUGGCCCAUACAUGUUGAGCCCAUUAUUCUCUCCCUUCCUGUUUGUAUGAACCUCAAAGCAAGAAUCUGUUAAUACGAUUCUCCCUCUUCUCGAAGCAUUCAACGAUUCCUUAACUAAUUUAUUGUUAAGAAUUGGGUUAUGUUCCCUGUAUUUGUUUCUGUCUUUCUGACAUGCCAUGGAUUUCCAGAAGAACAGGGUUCGGUUUCUUACAAUUCUCUCCGCCAUCCUUGUUCUUAGCAUCAUAGCUGAAAAAUGCAGGGAGCUUGUUGGCGAGAAGGCAUCAUCCAAAAGUGGGCAGUUUACAUUCUUAAAUUGCUUUGAUUUGGGCUCUGGAUCUUUAGCAUGUGGAGUCAAGGAAAGUGUGAAGCUCUAUGUCAACAAUAUUAGAUCCUCCCAUGUUGAAGGAGCAAGGCACAACGCAAUCCGAUCUGCUCUUAUUGACGCUGCUUCGCAGGGUAUGUCACCGACUCACUCAGAAAAAUAUGCUCAGAAAGAAGGUAAAAAAGCGGCGAAAUUGGCUGCUCGUAAGGCCAACCGGAUCAUAGGUCCCAUCAUCUCUUCCGGAUGGGACUUUUUCGAAGCUGUUUACUAUGGUGGUACCUUUACCGAGGGAUUCCUUAGGGGAACCGGUACUUUGUUUGGAACUUAUAGCGGAGGAUUCACGGGGGAGCAGAGACUUGGGAGAUUCGGUUAUCUUGUUGGAAGUCAAUUGGGAAGUUGGGUUGGUGGUAGAAUAGGGCUCAUGCUCUAUGAUGUGGCUAAUGGAGUGCAUUUCAUGUUUCACUAGAUUUCUGUUCAUUGCUCUAGGGGUUCCAUUGUUUAUAAUUACGAAUCCAUCUAUUAUAGGUAAGAAAACAUAUGAAGAUUCUGAACUGAUAUGAAAUACUACAGAAGUUUAUACACCAUUUUUAUUCUUUUCACAUUUUAA
Messenger RNA from Vicia villosa (hairy vetch), 936 nucleotides. RefSeq lists its product as uncharacterized. The transcript has 2 exons. Lineage: Eukaryota; Viridiplantae; Streptophyta; Magnoliopsida; Fabales; Fabaceae. The coding region runs from base 184 to 795 and encodes 203 amino acids. The record is from RefSeq and is a predicted model, not a curated record.